GUGGCCCCCGCCAGAGGGUGGAUAUGCACACGGAAUGAUCCCAUUGUGUUCAUUCAGUAUGUAAUCACACCUCUGGCGGGGGCUAAAGUGUUAUAUUGCCAAAUCUUGACAAAUGUAUGAACAGUCAGACCAAUACAAUUUUCUAAUUGUUACCACAAUAACAGCUCUUUCAGAUAAUGGCUUUAGACUGUAUGGCAGACUUGUUUAACAACGAUAAUUUCAAACAUUACUUUUUAACCAUUUGUUUCGUAGAUAAAAUAAUUGUAACCCACUCUUGAUUUUCCAAACGAUGGCAGCUUCCAAGUCCAUAUUAAACCAUCUUGCUAUUUUGACUAUAAAUGUCGUGUCCAAACAUAUUUGAUACGUAUUAUACGUAAUUCUAUAUAUGAUAUUGCUUAUUUUCAGUACUUAUUCUUAAUUUAAUAGCUUUUUUAGCAAAGUAGUACAUAAAAACUUACCUGCGGGCACGCUGGCCUAAACUUUAUAUUGCCACUGUAAUGAAGUUAUAUGAUCAAAGCUUAAUGAUGAUUGUUGUUGAAAACUAGUUACCUUGUGAAUUGAAAUGUGUCUGAUUUGGUGUCUGUAGCUAUAGGGUUGUAUGCCCGCUUCGAAGUUAUAUGUACAGUCUGUCCUCUAUCCGGAUCAUGUAAAACAAGUACUGAAAAGAGACCAAUUCAACACUAUCAUUGCAAUAAAAAAUAUUCUUGAUAAUACUAACCUGGGACGAAAAAUGCUACUAAUCUACAUCAUCAAAUGUGUUAAGUAUAUUCACUCGAAAAACUAUCCUUUUUACAAAAUACAUGAUGAAUUGAUCUCUGAAAGCUUAAAACACAGUACACAAUAUGUAGGAAAUAAAAUGCAUUUACCAAGUUGUUUAAAUGCAUGCCCAAUCCCAAAUCAUAUUCAUCCUUUAUGUUCUGGUCGCAAACUGUAUAGUAAUCGGGUAAAAUGUUAUCCUGUCUUUAUAUGUACUUGUCCCUUUAGCAUGAAAAAAUGCUUUGAAAACAAUUGAACAUAAACUAAAAUGACAAUAUCAUGAAGGGAUUUCUUCAAGCAAAAAACAGGAGUCCAAAACAAAUAUUAAUACAACUGUCUGGAGGAAAAGCAACAUUUUCAAAUACUCGCAAGCCAUUACAAUGAUAAAAUUCCUAUUGAAAAUAAAAUUUUGAUGAUCCAUAUAGCCAAUGUCGUAUACGAAUUAACAUGUUCAGUGCCUUUACAUAAGAUAUGUAUCGCUACAUGCACUAGAACAUGCCAAUGCGACGUUGUUUUAGACUUAUUCGGCGGAGAAAACGGUAUUCCUUGACAUGUGCGUGCUCAACAACAGUUGUUCUAGAAGUUGUCCGUGUAUAACAGCCAUGUGCGUGUUCAACAGCAAUCGUCAAAACCAAUCGAAACUCAACUUUACCUUGAAAAUAACGCCAUUAGCAAUCGAUGUAUCCAUUUUUUGCCAGUUACAAUACGUCCGCAUGAACAACUGGUACUUAAACAGUGGCAAUUAGUGUGAAAACAGAAAUAUUAUUUUUAGUCCGUGUACAACAGCAAUUGACGGUUCAGGAAAUCUCUAAAUAUUCCAGGAGUAAUCUCCACACUCAGACCAACCAGAGGGAAACGGUUGAUACUCAAUGAAACCGCGUCCGGCUGACCUUAUGAUAGGCCUCUACCGAUUAAAAACAAACAAUGCCGGGACACAGCUCAUUCACGCUACUCCUAAUCUGCUGCUUAAGUCUGUGGGUACCAGCUCAGACCUUAUUACGACUCGAAACCAACGUGACAUUAAUCAGGAACGGGAACACAACUUCCGCCGCAUUCGUCUGUCGAGCAGGUAAAGGGCAGCUAUACUAUCUAAACCACGUGAUCACUUGGUCAAAAAUCGGGCGAGACGGUCAUGAGAGGUACCUGUCGAUCAACUGGGAUCUCGUGCAGCACGGCGUGAACAUGGGCUACAGCGUGAGGUCAAUGUUUGAGGAGCAAAAGGACUUUGCAACCGUCUCAAAGAACCUCAUAGAGGAGCCGGUGGUAUUCAUGCUUGGAAAGUCAGAACUGGUACCCGCAGACCACGGCGAGUACGUCUGUCGCGUGCACGACCUUGACCGGAAGUGGCUAGCAGAGUCAUCUGUGCCGGUGAUCAUGUUUGAAAAUGGCCUUGCAAUUACACCUUACAAAGUUAGAGCGGAAGUCGGCAAGGACGUGGGUAUAAACUGUCAACACGAUGCCUCCAAGUCGCCAGGUGGUGAUGUCGUCAUCAGUCACGUGACAGAGGCGGGGCAGAAGACGACACUGACAAAGGGCGGGAAAUUUUUGGCCACAAAAUUUGCUACCAAGUACUCGUUUUCCUUCUAUAGGGACAAUACUACAGGGAUUGAGAAUAGUGUUCUUACAAUAAAAGAUUCGCAGAAGACGGACGAUGGUUACAUUGUCUGUGAACUGAAGAAGAACAACCUUACAUUGGCGGCCACGAAUGCAACGGUUUCUGUAGACGGUGUAAAGCUGAAAGUCGAACCUCUGUUCUACUUGGAAGUACCGCAAGAUGCCGAGGCUGAAUUCCAGUGCGCGUGUGACGUAUCUCACAUCGCAAGUUGCCUCGCGAAUGAAUUCCGUUGGUCGCUUAGCAACUCGAACACCAGUGAGGUCAUGCCAAUCUACAAAUCCGGAAAAGUCGUCGCAGAUAGUAAAAGAUACGAGGUUAUGCCAGGGGAUAAUGGCGCUUCCUUGAACUUGACUAUACACGGAAUGCAGGUGGGCGAUACGGACUACAUAUGUUCCCUGCACAACAAAACCACCGGCAAGCAACUUGCACGUGCAUCACUGCCUUCCAACGUCAUUCCUGUUACGUUACGUUCAAUGGCGUUAAUCGAGACUGGAGCAACGAGCGACAGGGUUCGGCUGUUGUGCGCUCUGAGCGGUAUCAUGUGGGACAAGCGCUACUUCGACAAUCAUCGCCUUGUGUGGUCGCGCCACGCCCAUGGGGUCAACAAGAGGGUGGCAAGUAAUGGUCGCGUUGACCCGCUGUUCGACCAGGCCAGAUACAGCAUCGUGUUCGACGUCAAUAAUAACUAUUCGGUGAUUGAAAUCGCAUCUGUCACCGAGGCGGAUUACGGAGACUACAUCUGUGAGCUCAUAAACAUCAACAACAAUCAGAGCCUGUUGAAGAAGACACUGCACAUGUUCGGCAGAGGCAACACCACCACGUUUGGGACGUAACGUUAACGUGAUCAAGCGAAUGUGUGGAGUCCAGAUUGAAAAUACAUCGACUGGACGUGUGUUGUAAUAUGUAUGACAGCUUGUGAUCUAAAUAGAUCAAUUGAAAGAA
Dreissena polymorpha is the source of this 3313-nucleotide messenger RNA. RefSeq lists its product as uncharacterized. Lineage: Eukaryota; Metazoa; Mollusca; Bivalvia; Myida; Dreissenidae. The record is from RefSeq and is a predicted model, not a curated record. The transcript has 11 exons. The coding region runs from base 1681 to 3204 and encodes 507 amino acids.